This is a messenger RNA of Sparassis crispa, 768 nucleotides long. Its product is annotated as Versicolorin reductase. Bases 1 to 768 code for a protein of 255 amino acids. Lineage: Eukaryota; Fungi; Basidiomycota; Agaricomycetes; Polyporales; Sparassidaceae. The transcript is spliced from 9 exons. Gene Ontology annotation, molecular function: oxidoreductase activity, acting on the CH-OH group of donors, NAD or NADP as acceptor. The record is from RefSeq and is a predicted model, not a curated record.
AUGUCCACUACCCACAUUGCCCUUGUUACAGGCGCCUCCCGAGGCAUCGGAGAGGCCAUCGCCCUGCGCCUCGCAGAGGAUGGAUACGACUUGGCGUUGAAUGACUUAGCUCCCAUGGCCGACGGGUUGGCCGCUCUUGUUAAGAAGGUCCAGCUGAAGGGCAGACGCGCUGUGGCUAUCCUCGGGGACGUGUCCCACGAGCACGACGUGAAGGCUAUGGUUGAUAAGGCCGUUCACGACCUGGGAGGUCUGGAUGUGAUGGUCGCAAACGCAGGCAUCCUUAUACUUGAUUCUGUGCUUGAGACUUCUGUCAAAGACUUCAAUCGCGUCAUGUCUAUCAAUGUCCUAGGUACCUUCUUAUGCUUCAAGUACGCUGCUAUGCAAAUGAUCAAGCAGGGGCGAGGCGGCCGAAUCAUAGGUGCCUCCUCGUUGGCUGGCAAGACAGGAGCGUACAAUCUGUCUGCGUACUCUUGCUCGAAGUUCGCUAUACGUGCGCUCACACAGACUUGCGCAAUUGAGUGGGCGGAGCAUGGAAUUACCGUGAACAGCUACGCCCCCGGACUCAUCCACACUGCAAUGGUUGCAACUCCUGACGAUCCCAAGCGCACUGAUGCAAAUAAGUUCAAGGAGUCUCUUCAUAUGCCCGCGAACUUACCGGAGGCGGAUCCCUCUGCCAUCGCAGGACUGGUAUCCUACCUCAUAAGGCCCGAAUCUCAGUUUAUCAGCGGCCAGUGCGUCAACAUCAAUGGAGGCUCCUUUUUCGACUGA